GGUGUCUUUUGAUCAAUGGAAAUGCAUAUGCUUUUGAAGGUCUUCAUUUCUUCUUUAAUUCAAUCUAUAAGAGACUUUGCUUGCAGCUUGUUAGGACAUAGAACCCACUCACAAUGGAAAAGCAUAUGGCGAUUAUGUUCCUAUUUUUCUAUGCCCAGCUCCCAUUAUGGAUGAGUCCAACGAUGCAAACCAACCAAACGGAUCGGCUCGCUUUAAUCUACUUUAGACAUAGUGUGGAUGAGGAUCCGCUUGGAGCUUUGAGCUCGUGGAAUGACUCUUUUCAUCAUUGUAAGUGGCAAGGUGUGAUAUGUGGUGGACGGCAUCCCGAAAGAGUCGUGUCCCUCAACCUAAUGUCGAAAGGCUUGGGGGGUCUUCUAUCACCUCAUGUCGGAAACCUCUCUUUCUUGAGAAGCCUCGUUCUACAGAAUAACAGUUUUCGCGGUGAAAUUCCACAAAGCAUUGGCCACUUGUUUCGCCUUCGUCGUCUCGUACUUAGUAACAACUCUUUGGGUGGACAAAUGCCCACCAAUCUUUCUCAGUGCUCAAAGCUUGAGAUUUUAAAUCUCAUCGGUAACCACUUUGUAGGAAAAAUUCCUAAUGAGUUUGGCUCUUUGUCAAAGCUUCAAGCUUUAGGUUUGGCUAUAAACAAUCUUGUAGGAUCUAUUCCUCAUUCUAUUGGAAAUCUCUCCCAACUUUCUAAGCUUUCACUCAUGAAAAAUGGGUUGCAAGGAGAGAUUCCCAAGACAUUGUCCAAGCUUCAUGGUUUGAGUUUUGUUCAAUUAGCAUAUAACCAACUCACCGGCGAGAUCCCUCCGACAAUCUUCAACAUGUCCGGCAUUUUCUAUUUCAGCGUCGGUAACAAUCAAUUGAGAGGGAGCAUUCCUCCUUAUAUUGGUGAUACUCUUCCUUCUCUCUUUCUUCUUGAUUUUAAUAGUAAUUUUUUUACUGGGGUUAUACCUCCGUCCUUAUCAAAUGCCUCUAGCCUUCAAUACAUCUACUAUAACAUUAACAGUUUUCAUGGACCGAUGCCCGCAAAUCUUGGAAGGCUAAAAGCUCUUAGAGUAAUAUCCCUUACUUCUAACGAGUUGAGAGAUGACUUCAAUUUCAUUACCCCAUUGACUAAUUGUUCAAGGCUAGAAGCUAUUUUGUUGGCCUUCACUUUUCUUGAAGGUCAAUUGCCGGAUUCUAUUGGCAAUCUUUCCAAUAGCAUUAGUUUAAUUUCUAUGUCGUCCAACACAAUGCACGGAGCCAUUCCUCCAAGUAUUGGCAAUCUCUUCAACUUGUCCUAUCUUGACUUAUCAAACAAUUCGCUUGGUGGUCGUGUUCCUUCUUGUAUUGGAGCACUCCAUAACUUGCACGAAUUGUACUUGAGCGGAAACAUGCUAACGGGAGAGAUUCCGUCAUCAAUCGGCAAUUUGACUUUAUUGAAUCGCUUUUACUUGCCAUUCAACAACUUCUACGGGGAAAUACCGCAAAGUCUUGGUAACUGUAGGCAGCUCAUCGAGCUUGAGCUUUCCAAUAAUAAUUUGAGUGGUUCAAUCCCAGGGGAGGUUCUUGGCCUUUCUACCAUUUCGAUUAUCUUCAACUUGGCACAUAACCAGUUGAGCGGAUCUCUCCCGUCUCAAGUUGGGUCCUUGAUCAAUCUUGGCGAACUGGAUCUAUCUUACAAUAAGCUAAUGGGACCAAUUCCUAGCUCCAUCGGCAAGUGCUUAGUAUUGUGGCAGCUCAACUUAGCAUUCAAUUCCUUUCAUGGCGAAAUUCCUCCUUUAAGCACAUUACGAGUUUUACAAAAGUUGGAUGUUUCCCAUAACAACUUAUCUGGUGAGAUCCCAAGCUUUCUCGCUCAACUUAUAGAUCUAAAGUACUUGAAUCUAUCUUCAAACAAGCUUGAAGGAGAAGUUCUGAAGCAAGGAGUAUUUCUCAAUGCUAGUGCAGUGUCUAUCUUAGAGAAUGGGAAUCUUUGUGGAGGUAUUGCAGAACUAAACCUUCCUUCUUGCAAAUCGAAUACCUCUAAACCAUUAUGGACCAGCAAAGUUAGAGUAAUUGCCACAGUGACGGCUGUCUUGUCAUACUUCAUUAUGUGUCUUUGCCUGUUUAUCUUUUGGUAUCGGAGAAAGAAGUUGAAAAAGAAUACCUCUUCGAUUGAAUUUCCAUUUAAACACAAAUUUUCGAUGGUCUCUUAUGAGGAGCUCUUUAGAGCCUCAGACGGAUUCUCUGAGAGCAAUGUGAUUGGUAAAGGGAGAUAUGGUACUAUCUAUAAAGCAACCACACAAGAAGGCGGCUUGGUGGCGGUUAAAGUGCUCAACUUGGGCCACAUAGGUGCUUCGAAGAGCUUCGUCUCGGAAUGUCGAACCUUAGGGGCUAUACGACAUCGAAAUCUCAUGAAAAUAGUGAAUGUUUGUUCAAGUGUGGACUAUCAUGGCAACGAUUUCAAAGCUCUAUUGUACGAAUACAUGGCUAAUGGGAGUUUAGAGAAUUGGAUACACCAAGGAAAUGAAGAGGAUGUUGAGCAUGAACAUGAACAUGGAAAGCCAGGGCAUUUGGGACUAAUGCAAAGGUUAGACAUUGCCAUUGACAUAGCUUCCGCAAUCGAAUAUCUUCACGAGGUUUGUAGCCCAAAGAUUGUACAUGGAGAUCUGAAACCAAGUAACAUCCUUUUGGACAACAAGAUGAUGGGACGUGUUGGGGAUUUUGGGCUGGCGACAGUUAGCUCCCCUACGAAAACAAACGCCAUGGACAUUGAUGACAAUGGUAGCUCAUUAGUAGUGAGGGGUUCCGUAGGUUACAUACCUCCCGAGUAUGGCAUGGGGGAUAUGGUAUCCACACAAGGCGAUAUGUACAGCUACGGUAUACUUUUAUUGGAAAUGUUAACUAGGAGGAGACCCACGGAAAAGACUUUCAAGGACCAUUCAAAUCUCCACAACUUUGUUAAGGUGGCUCUGCCAGACCGAGUGAUGGAGAUUGUGGACUCGGCCAUUUUUAACGGAGAAAGUGAGAAUGACAUUGAGAGGAUGAGAGGAUGCGUUGCCUCCGUCCUAAGAAUUGGAGUUGCAUGCUCGAUGGAGUUACCACAAGAUCGGAUGGAUGUGGCCGAAGCUCUCAAGGAACUGCAUAAGAUUCAGGCUAGGUAUGGAUCCAAGUAG
Eucalyptus grandis is the source of this 3143-nucleotide messenger RNA. Its product is annotated as putative receptor-like protein kinase At3g47110. Gene Ontology annotation, cellular component: plasma membrane. Lineage: Eukaryota; Viridiplantae; Streptophyta; Magnoliopsida; Myrtales; Myrtaceae. Gene Ontology annotation, biological process: protein phosphorylation. Gene Ontology annotation, molecular function: protein kinase activity; protein binding; ATP binding. The record is from RefSeq and is a predicted model, not a curated record.